This is a messenger RNA of Paraglomus occultum, 618 nucleotides long. The record is from the annotation of a GenBank genome assembly. Lineage: Eukaryota; Fungi; Glomeromycota; Glomeromycetes; Paraglomerales; Paraglomeraceae.
AUGUCAAAGCACAGUGUUCCCGAGCUCGAUCUUUACACAGACUACCAACGCUUCCUGUCAAAGGAUUUUGACCCAAAGGAAUACGCGGAUUCGACUAUCAACGACACUACUGAUGAAGACAACAACAUAAGCAAUGCGCUGGUGAAACUCUCUUCCAGCAUAGACAAGCUCAACAAAUACUUGCACGAACAGGUAGUUGUGAACUUUGAGACUCUUCUCUCUCACGCGUUGGGAAUAAAAGAGCUAGAGACGAAAUUGUCUUCUGUUCACGAUGGCAUUGAAGCGCUAAACGAGUCAACGAAUGAACUACGAUCAAAGAUAUAUACACCGUACAUGCAACUUAGAAACUACACAAUUCAAUUGGAAAGACUUCAGUCUGCUCUCAGCUAUCUCCGUAGUAUCAUGAGGUUUUUGCAAUUGAUAAAAAGCCUGGCUGAUUGUCUGAACGGUGGAGAGAUAGACAGCGAUUCUCCUUCGUAUGCUAUAGCCAUAUCAGCUAUUGGUGAAUUGGAAUCGCUCGUACAAGAAGUAGAUUUUGAAGGCAUUGAAAUUGUCGAAAAGCAUUUAAUUUAUAUCGCUGAAGCCAGGGAGGCGCUUCUCAGGGCAUCCCAACAGUAG